Messenger RNA from Desarmillaria tabescens, 309 nucleotides. RefSeq lists its product as uncharacterized. The record is from RefSeq and is a predicted model, not a curated record. Lineage: Eukaryota; Fungi; Basidiomycota; Agaricomycetes; Agaricales; Physalacriaceae. The transcript has 5 exons. Bases 1 to 309 code for a protein of 102 amino acids.
AUGUCGCCACGCCGCGUUUAUGCUCAUCGACCUCAUUCCGCUGAAAAGCACCCUGCUUCUAGUUCUGGCAAAGGGCUUUCGAAAGUCCCGGAGGCCCUAGAAGGAUUUCAUUUAGUGAUCAGUGAAUUACCAUCGUCCGCAUCGAGCGCUGAGCACUCCAGUUUCAUCGUGACGGAUAACGAGGAUUGGGUUCCUGGUCGCGUUGUCAUGGCCACGCGCCUUUUCAAGGAUCGUGAUAUGUCCAGUGCAAUGAGUGUCCUGAACACCAGGGAGAUCGUUAGAAUGAAACCAGGUACGCCUGUCGUGUAA